Cheilinus undulatus (humphead wrasse) is the source of this 2391-nucleotide messenger RNA. It is a transcript of the gene slc6a5, whose product is annotated as solute carrier family 6 member 5. Gene Ontology annotation, biological process: sodium ion transmembrane transport; glycine import across plasma membrane; synaptic transmission, glycinergic. The record is from RefSeq and is a predicted model, not a curated record. Bases 1 to 2391 code for a protein of 796 amino acids. NCBI's taxonomy places the organism in Eukaryota, Metazoa, Chordata, Actinopteri, Labriformes, Labridae. Gene Ontology annotation, cellular component: membrane. The transcript is spliced from 15 exons. Gene Ontology annotation, molecular function: glycine:sodium symporter activity.
AUGGCCAAGCAGCCUCCCAGCGCUCCCACCAGCUACAUCCCGACGCAGCAGGCGGACGGAGCUGCGGGACUUACAACAAACAAAGCGGACAACACGGCUGCCUGCCCCCCGCCCGCGCCUCACCAUCACCCGGCGCCUCAGCCGCCGCCCCCCUGCAACGAGAGCAAAACUUUUUGUCCCACGGAAAAUAAACCGGGAGAAGCGGACAGCAAUAAAGCGUAUGGGACGUUUAAAAGUGCCCCGCCGCCCGUGCCUGGAGCCGUGGCUGCAAACUCGGCCUUUAGGAAGGAUUCCGCCGGAUCUGCCCGCGGGGUGGCCGCCCCUUACGGCGACCCGCUCCGGGCCACCACGGAGCAGAACAACGCCGUGGGCAACUGGACGGCUAUGAGCCAGACCACCAUCAUACUGGGAACAGAUGGGAACACGUCUGUGCAGCCCGGCACCGUGACGGGGUUUUGUUUGGACUCAUGUGUAGGGAAGGCCUUUAUUUUGAAUGAAAUGAUAUUUUUCUCCUCUCAGGCUGACGAUGAUGACGAGGGUGGAGAUGAGAAUAAGGCCAGAGGAAACUGGUCCAAUAAACUGGAUUUUAUUCUCUCCAUGGUUGGAUAUGCGGUGGGACUGGGGAACGUGUGGAGGUUUCCUUAUCUCGCCUUCCAAAAUGGUGGAGGAGCUUUUUUGAUCCCCUACCUAACUAUGCUGGGCAUUGCCGGGAUCCCAAUCUUCCUCCUGGAGGUUUCCCUGGGACAGUUUGCCAGCCAGGGGCCCGUCUCAGUGUGGAAAUGCAUCCCAGCUCUGCAAGGUUGCGGGAUUGCCAUGUUGAUAAUAUCUGUCUUGAUAGCCAUAUACUAUAACAUUAUAAUGUGCUGGACACUGUACUACCUGUUCGCUUCGUUGAAGGGCUCACUGCCAUGGGCUAACUGUAGGAAUGAGUGGAACACGGUGGAAUGUAAGGACAAAGACAUGCUGCUGUUAGACUCGUGUAUCCUGCGGGACAGAAACAUCACCUCCAUCAAGAACUCUACUUUCUGUCUGUCUGCAAACGCUGUGGGAAACCUGAGCAAACUGAUCAACAUGACUGUGGAUGGAAACAAGACCUAUGUCAGCCCCAGUGAGGAGUACUUCAAGUACAAUGUGUUGCACAUCUCUAAAGGAAUCGAGUAUCCAGGAGACAUCCGCUGGCCUCUGGCGGCUGCUCUUUUCCUGGCCUGGCUCAUCGUCUAUGCUUCUUUAGCCAAAGGAAUCAAGUCAUCAGGAAAGGUUGUCUAUUUCACAGCCACUUUCCCCUAUGUGGUGCUGGUCAUUCUGCUGAUCAGAGGGGUGACCCUCCCUGGUGCCUUUGACGGCAUCCUUUACUUUAUCACACCAAAGUGGGAGAAACUGAAUGAUGCAAAGGUGUGGAAAGAUGCAGCCACUCAGAUCUUCUUCUCUCUGUCGGCUGCUUGGGGAGGCCUCAUCACUCUGUCCUCCUACAAUAAGUUUCACAAUAACUGCUACAGGGAUACGAUUAUUGUGACAUGUACAAACAGUGCCACCAGUAUAUUUGCUGGGUUUGUCAUCUUCUCAGUCAUUGGUUUCAUGGCACAUGAGUUGAAAGUGCCGAUAGAGCAGGUGGCAGAUGAAGGCCCAGGCAUAGCGUUCGUGGUGUAUCCAGAGGCUUUGACCAGACUCCCCCUCUCUCCCUUCUGGGCGAUCAUCUUCUUCCUCAUGCUCCUGACUCUUGGCCUGGAUACCAUGUUUGCCACCAUCGAGACCAUUGUGACCUCUGUGUCAGACGAGUUCCCUAAAUACCUGAGGAAACACAAACCUCUGUUCACCCUGGUCUGCUGCGUCUCCUUCUUCAUCCUGGGAUUUCCCAUGAUCACGGAGAGUGGGAUGUACAUGCUGCAGCUGGUCGACACAUUCGCAGCCUCCUACUCUCUGGUCAUCAUUGCUAUCUUUGAGCUGGUGGGGAUUUCCUACCUCUAUGGUCUGCAGAGAUUUUGUGAGGACAUUGAAAUGAUGAUUGGUUUCCAGCCAAACCGAUUCUGGAGGAUCUGCUGGGCCUUUGUGACUCCGACCAUUCUGACGGGCAUCUUGGGUCUGAGUCUGUACCAGUGGAAGGUGAUGACGUACGAGGACUACACCUACCCCACCUGGUCCAUGGUUCUGGGCUGGCUCAUGGUCAUCUGCUCCGUCAUCUGGAUUCCCAUCAUGUUCUUCAUUAAGAUGCACCUCGCACCAGGCACCAUCAGUGAGCGUCUGAAGCUGGUCUGUGCUCCACAGCCUGACUGGGGUCCAUUCUUGAUGAAGCAUCGUGGCGAACGCUACAAGAACAUGAUCGACCCUCUGGGAACCAACUCACUGGGCCUCAAACUGCCCCCCAAAGACUUUCAGCUGGGCUCCUAUCAGUAG